AUGGACAGUGCCAAAACAAGCCAAGGAAAGAAUGAUGAGGACUCUCGGACCAUUUCUGGUGAUAGCAUACGAUCCCGAAGCUCAACACUUUGCCCCUCCGAGGACAAACCUAUACGAUUUGAGCGGACGUCAGUCACGACGGUGGUGAACGAUGAGCCUCAGGAGUUGUUCAUUGAAACAUGGGUUGAUAUCCCAAGGAAGCUACAAUUUGGACCUCCGGCUGAAUCAAGUAAUUUUGAGCUCUCAAUCUUUAGCGCGGUUGAUUUUGAGGUGGAAGAUAAGACUGUAAUAAUUUGUUGGACACAACAGCAUGUUUUACGACAUCCCAUUGACAUGAAGGAAGUGUCACAAGACCAUUUAAAGCCUUUUGUUACAACUCUCACCCAUGAGGGUUUGGACAGCAAAGACUCUCGAAAUGUGAUCCAGGCCCUUGAGGUAAUGCAUUGCCGUAUAGCAGGAAUCUACAUAGGACAUCACCAGCAUUGGUUACCGACCUGGGGACCUAUUUGGCAAAAACAAAUCGAUCAACCUUUGCCAGUGCCUGAAUCCGACUCUUGGUCCCGCAAUCUUCUCUCCAAGGAAAGUUCAGGCAGGAACAAACUAUUGGACAGACUGAGGGGGGCAUUUGGAGGAGACCUUGCUACGGCUGUAGAAUCACAUUUGCCUGGUCUCUGGUUCAACCUCAAAACACCUAGAAAAUUCAAAACGUAG
Molecule: messenger RNA, 711 nt
Organism: Tremella mesenterica DSM 1558
Lineage: Eukaryota; Fungi; Basidiomycota; Tremellomycetes; Tremellales; Tremellaceae
Exons: 2
Coding region: 1-711 (236 amino acids)
Source: RefSeq, a predicted model, not a curated record